GAUGCAACAGACCAAGGAUACCAAGUUAGAUAGGGAAAGCAUCUCUCUCUAUGCUUUGGAUUUCUCUCUCCUCCUCUACGCUAUUAGAGAGGAUCGCUGCAAAAUCUUAGAACGUUUCGCCUUGAAAAUGGAGUCUUUGGCUCUUCCCUCUGUAAACAUUCUCCCAGUUUCUCGUUCUAUUCUCCUCAGAGAACAGACCACGAAGUUAUCUUCCAUGGCGUGUUCCAAGUCUCUGCUUUUCGGAGGCAGGCCUAUUUCUACCACUGUUCGUCGCUGCCGACUGGGUCCUGUUUGGAUGCAAGCUGUAGAUGAAGAUAUUGAUUUGAAGCAAAUGAGAGAUAUGGCUGCUGCUAAGAAGCGAUGGGAUGCUUUGUUAAGGGACGGGAAAGUAAAGCUUCUCACACCGAGAGAAGCUGGCUAUGCGGAUUUCCGUCCCUCUUGUGAGCGCAACAAGGCAUGGGUGAAAGGCUCCUCCUGGAUUCCUAUCUUUGAUGACGAUGACGGCAUUGACCCUGGAACUCUUUCCAGAAAAGUCACCAACUUUAUGAUGGGGGGGUGGUGGAGUGGUGCCCCUACAGUGUCUUAUAAUCAACAAUUUUUGCCAAAAGUCGAGGAGAAAUUCCCGAAAGAUGUAGAACUGAUUGUUGCUUGUCAAAAAGGAUUGAGAUCUUUAGCUGCCUGUGAGCUACUGUAUAACGCCGGAUACAAGACUCUUUUCUGGGUACAAGGGGGUUUGGAGUCUGCUGAGGAAGAGGAUCUGGUCACAGAAGGUUCUCAGCCCUUGAAGUUUGCUGGAAUCGGGGGGUUUUCAGAGUUCCUCGGCUGGACAGACCAGCAAAGAGCUCAAGCUGCCAAAGAAGGUUGGGGGUAUCGGUUACUAUAUUCUGCUCGUCUGGUCGGAGUAUUCCUGGCUGCCGAUGCCUUGUUUAUCGGCACCCAGCAGCUGGCUCGUUAUCUUCAGGACUUUAGGGGUCACUAGGAUCUCAAUAGCCGAGUCAUGAGCUGCUCCAUUCCGAAGCGAUAACGGUAGCCAAGGUAGAGGAUGACAGGACCUUCUUGCAUUUUGACGUCUCUUGGACAUGUUUCUGUGUUGUGACAGAAUUUCUAUGCUUAACCCAAAAGUUUUGCAUCUUGAAAUGAUUUGAUCUCCCAUUGAAGUAAAAACUGUAGUUUGAUUCUCGUCUUUUCCACGAAAUGAGAACCCACUUCCUAUCAGUUGUCUCUCGGCUUCGGUGUCGUACAUACACGAGAUGGAGUUGUACAUGUCCGUAUAUGAACGGUUAUUUUUCCUA
Tarenaya hassleriana is the source of this 1292-nucleotide messenger RNA. RefSeq names its product rhodanese-like domain-containing protein 11, chloroplastic. NCBI's taxonomy places the organism in Eukaryota, Viridiplantae, Streptophyta, Magnoliopsida, Brassicales, Cleomaceae. The transcript has 11 exons. Bases 2 to 979 code for a protein of 325 amino acids. The record is from RefSeq and is a predicted model, not a curated record.